AUGACCACUAACGUUAAUGAAUUUGAAGAGCCUUUCUUAGCCGAUGAACAAAUUCAAUGUGAUUCAAUUAUCUCAUCACAGACUUCUUCCAAACUGCCCUCUCCUCUCGAUAGUUUAAAAAUUUCUUCUACCGAAGUACUUGAAAAAAUUACUGAACGAACCCCUUAUGGUAAAUCAACGGUUGCUCAUGCAAAAAUAAUAGCACCGGAUGACGUUGAAAUUAUUUCUUAUUCACAAAUGUCAAAAAUUGAAAACCCGGGCCGUACGUUGUUACUUUUUCCUGGUCCGAACUCCAAAACAUUACAAGAAAUACCAAGAUCCUCAUUUGAUAAACUCUUAGUAGUAGAUGGUACAUGGCGGCAGGCUUCAAAUAUGGCGAGGACCAAUCCUGAACUGAAAAAUAUUCGUAAAGUCACUAUAAACCCGCAAAAAACAUUAUUCUGGAGAUAUCAAAAUAAAGAUGAAUAUCAUUUAGCCACUAUCGAAGCUCUUUACUAUUUUUUGAAAGAAUAUAACGAAGUUUAUGAAAUUCCAGAAGAAACUAUUCAUUCUGAUGUUAGUGGAUAUGAUGGAAGAUAUGACAACUUGUUAUGGUAUUUUAAAUAUUUUUAUGAAUUUAUUCAGACUACUUAUAGAAAACAAAAAGGAAAAAAGAAUUUUACUACUAGACAACGCGAAG
Racocetra fulgida is the source of this 679-nucleotide messenger RNA. NCBI's taxonomy places the organism in Eukaryota, Fungi, Glomeromycota, Glomeromycetes, Diversisporales, Gigasporaceae. The record is from the annotation of a GenBank genome assembly.